UUCUAUCCUCCACACAUCCAUUUUCUUGGUUCACAGAGCACCACCAACAUCCCACAUUCAUCCUCUUAUCUUCCUCUUUCUCCAAACCAGCAGCAUUCAUUCCUUGCAUUCGAUGGCUGCUGAUUCCUCUUCUGCCAAUGCUUUCCUUGAAGAACUAGAGGCCCUCAGUGACUCCCUCUACAAAUCACACACAACUCGAAGAACAGCUUCCCUUGUCCUGCCACGAACUUCAUCUCCUUCUGUUCCAUCUGCCCAAGAAGAUGUCAAAGUCAAUGCAAAACCUCGAUCACGCCGCCUGUCCUUGUCCCCAUGGCGAUCAAGGCCGAAGCUUGAGGAUGCCAAGGCACCACCAACUACUCAGUCACCGGGAGAAACCAGAAAGCUGGAUGAGUCAUCCCGUGACGGUGACAAGAAAGGGAUUUGGAGCUGGAAGCCUAUCCGGGCUCUGUCUCAUAUUGGAAUGCAGAAACUAAGCUGUUUAUUCUCCGUUGAAGUGGUUGCAGCACAAGGCCUUCCUUCUUCCAUGAAUGGCCUUAGGCUCUCUGUGUGUGUUAGAAAGAAAGAGACAAAGGAUGGUGCUGUUAAGACCAUGCCAUCACGUGUUACACAAGGAGCUGCAGAUUUCGAAGAGACUCUUUUCAUCAGGUGCCAUGUUUAUGCCACCCAAGCUGGUGGAGCUGCAAAGCAGGUUAAGUUUGAGCCACGCCCCUUUUUGAUAUACCUUUUCGCAGUUGAUGCUAAAGAGCUUGAUUUUGGAAGAAGCUCGGUGGAUCUGAGCGAGCUCAUCAAAGAAUCCAUUGAGAAAAGCCAUGAAGGAACACGAGUUCGCCAAUGGGACACAAGCUUCAGCUUGUCUGGGAAGGCAAAGGGAGGAGAACUUGUUCUCAAACUGGGAUUCCAGAUCAUGCAGAAGGAUGGUGGACUCGAUAUAUAUAAUCAACCCGAGAAUCCAAAUUCAAAUUCAAAUUCCAAGACCAGCUCCAGCUCCAGCAAGUUGAGAAAUUUCUCAUCUUUUGCUCGCAAACAAUCCAAGACGUCCUUCAGCAUGCCUAGUCCCAGAAUGACAAGCAAAAAUGAUGCACGAAGGCCGGCAGAUAUUCAAGGAAUGGAUGAUUUGAAUCUUGAUGACCCAAACCCGAAACCUGAAAAGGUGGAGGAUUUCGAUCUUCCUGAUUUCGAGGUUGUUGACAAAGGUGUUGAAGUUCAAGAGAAGGAAGAAGAUGGAGGGGAAUCUGAGAAACCUUUACCAGUCAAAACAACUCCUCCAGGUGAAGUUGUCAAGGAAAUAGUCCAUGAUCAUCUGCAUCUCAAUAGAUUGAGUGAGCUUGAUUCAAUUGCCCAGCAGAUAAAAGCUCUUGAGUCGAUGAUGGGAGAAGAUGAUAAGUAUAUGAAAUUAGAGGACGAGAUACAAUCGCAAAGGCUAGAUGCAGACGAAGAAACUGUGACGAGGGAGUUUCUUCAGCUGCUUGAGGAUCAAGACUUUAAAGGAUACUCAUUCAAUCAACCUGAAAUUCCACCAUUACAACUUGAAGGACAGAAGGAAUCUUCUUCUGCAGAUGCUGAAUCCAAGGUGUAUCUGCCUGACCUUGGAAAGGGUUUGGGCUGUGUAGUUCAAACUAGAGAUGGAGGCUACUUAGCUUCCAUGAAUCCAUUAGAUAUGGCUGUGGAGAGGAAAGAUACCCCAAAGCUAGCAAUGCAGAUGUCAAAGCCUUUUGUGUUGGAAUCACAUCAAAGCGUGACUGGCUUUGAGUUGUUUCAAAAACUGGCUGGUAUUGGUCUUGAUGAACUCAGCUCUCAAAUUUUGUCAUUGAUGCCCAUAGAUGAACUUAGGGGCAAAACUGCAGAACAGGUGGCUUUUGAAGGCAUUGCUUCUGCCAUCAUACAUGGCAGGAGCAAGGAAGGAGCCAGUUCAAGUGCCGCUCGCAUAGUUUCUUCCGUGAAAAGUAUGGCAAAUGCUUUGAGUUCAGGAAGAAAAGAACGGAUUUCGAGUGGCAUUUGGAAUGUGGAUGAAGAUCCGGUCAGUGCAGAGAAGCUUCUGGCUUUUGCAAUGCAGAAGAUUGAAUCAAUGGCAGUGGAAGCAUUGAAAAUUCAAGCAGAAAUGGCUGAGGAAGAAGCUCCGUUCGAAGUUUCUGCACUCAGCUCAAAGAAAGGGGACAUUGAGAGUGGGAAAGAGAUUUUGGCUUCUGCUUCUUCACUUGAGGAUUGGAUCAAAGAUAAUGCAAGUUCUGAGAGUGAAGCAGAAAAGGCCACACUGAUGUUGGUUGUCCAAUUGAGGGAUCCGCUGAGACGCUAUGAAGCAGUUGGAGGGCCUAUGUUAGUGGUUGUUCAUGCAACGCCCGCAGAGAAGAAGGAAGAGGAGGAGGAGAAGAAGUUCAAAUUAAGUAGCAUGCAUGUGGGAGGCUUCAAGGUGAGGAGUGGCACAAAAAAGAAUUCAUGGGACAGUGAGAGACAGAGGCUAACUGCAAUGCAAUGGUUGGUCUCAUGUGGCUUUGGAAAGGCAGCAAAGAAAGGGAAGCAAGCAUUGCAAAAGGGGCAAGACCUGUUAUGGACUAUUUCCUCCCGAAUUGUGGCUGACAUGUGGCUUAAAACCAUGAGAAAUCCUGAUAUCAAGCUUCUAAAGUGAUGAUGAUUCGUUUGUGCAGAUUUAAGUAUGAGCAUAAGCACUGUGUAUAUGUCAAUGCCAUGUCAGAUAUUUCAUUGAUAGAGGGAUAUAUUACAUUUUCUUUUCUUUUCUGCUUCUUUCUCAGUUCAUGUUUGUUAUUACUUUGGUUGGAUCAGACAUAAGUGCAAAAUCAUACCUUUUUUACAAAAACCUUUUGUAUACAUACGUGAUUGUCGCAAUACAGAAUGUUGAGAAGUUACUUA
This is a messenger RNA of Arachis stenosperma, 2865 nucleotides long. RefSeq names its product protein PLASTID MOVEMENT IMPAIRED 1. Bases 113 to 2623 code for a protein of 836 amino acids. The record is from RefSeq and is a predicted model, not a curated record. The transcript has a single exon. NCBI's taxonomy places the organism in Eukaryota, Viridiplantae, Streptophyta, Magnoliopsida, Fabales, Fabaceae.